Messenger RNA from Malassezia restricta, 3378 nucleotides. RefSeq names its product IPT/TIG domain protein. Gene Ontology annotation, biological process: regulation of transcription by RNA polymerase II. Gene Ontology annotation, molecular function: double-stranded DNA binding; protein binding; transcription coregulator activity. The transcript has a single exon. Gene Ontology annotation, cellular component: nucleus. The coding region runs from base 1 to 3378 and encodes 1125 amino acids. Lineage: Eukaryota; Fungi; Basidiomycota; Malasseziomycetes; Malasseziales; Malasseziaceae. The record is from RefSeq and is a predicted model, not a curated record.
AUGGAAGACCUUGGCCACUCUGGAAACUACGGCACAGUAUUUCCUACGUUUACAGCACCACAAGAUCGUGCUUCCGCUCGUUUCACAGACAGUAGCAGUAUCACAACGCCACCCAGUCUCACGUCAGAAAGCUCGCCCGAAUCCUAUCUUGACAACGAGGACCCGGCGUGUCUUUCUGCCAUUGAACAAGUGCACGACUUUCGCUCAAAAAGUAUCAACGCAGCUGUAGGAGGCACUGCUAACGACGCCCUCUACUGCGAUUGGCCUGCCAACACACCUUGCGCUGCAUUCGUACCCAAGGUGUCGGACGAGCUCAAAAUGACGGGUGUGGCACAACAUUUAAGUGCACCUCACCCCAAUCACAAAGAGGCAUACGAUGCCGAGCAAUUUCCACCAUCCCAGAUUCGGGAGCACGUCACCGCUUUGCCCAUGGAAACAGCACUCUCGACAACACAUACCGAGGUGCAUGACGAAAAAUUGAUGUCGCCCGACCAUUCUUCCCUACAGCCUAUGACGAGCUCUGAUGCGCCCUUUUCGAAUCAUGCGACCGCCAUGAAGCCCAUGUCGUCGUUCUCGAGCUCACCACAUCAUACCUCUGACACGAAUAGCAUUGCUCCUGCCAUGAUCGAGAAGAACGAUAAGCGGUUGCUGGUUCAAUCGCCACCUCAUAUGCCGUCAUCGGCAACAGAUACCACCUCACUCUCGCUCAUGUCGACUCGAGCCAUUUGGCCCGACCGCGAGAACCUACCAUCAGACAUGAAGAUCCUUGUCAAUGGAUUGCCAGCAGCCGGCGCCAAGUCGCGUGUCGAAACGCAAAUUCGUAUGCGCAUCGAGCUUGUGCAUCCCGUCCAACAAACUGACGGCCAUGUUGAAUACGAGCGCAUAGGCUCAUUCACGCACAUCAAAGUACCGCCUCUGAGUGGCACCAAGCGCAAGUCGCGCAAGCACCAAAAAACAUGCGUCCCACCUGAGUCGACUCUCAUGCUUGAAGCCGAUGUCAUCAAUGCGACGCCGCCUCAUGCACGUGUGUAUGUGUGUGAUAGCUGCCGUGAGCGCGAGCGUAAGCGAGCACAUCGCAAAAAGAGUCGUGCCGCCGUGCUGAAUGCUUACCCUACCGAGGAGGAGAUGACUGCGAUGGGCAUUAACCCACAUGCGCCGGACGCCUUGUCCCUCGCCGUAACUCGUCUCGAGGAAGAGGAGCGUAAGCAUGCCGUCCUUUUUAACUGUGGCGAUUAUAUCGACUUUCAUGAUGGCGAAGUCAUCUUGUCAACACGUAUUACGUGCUACUGCCGCCAUCAUCGCGAAAAGGUUGGUUUCCACAUUGUUUUCACACUGCGCAACCACAAGGGCGACUUUAUUGCGACGGGUAGCACGCCGCCUAUUAUGAUCAUGGACGAUCACAAGUCCAUGUCGAAUUCAGUGAGCAUGUCUCGUAUGGCUGAAGCACGUCUGCGCUCUGGUAUACAAGAUGAGACAUUCUCCCCUCCGCGUCUGCGCGAGCGAGCCAAGCCUUAUGAUGAGCGUCUCCGGCGCUCUUCCGUACGCGAAACGCCGCAGCCUUCAGCCUUCCUUCCUUCACCAUCGCCUGUCAUGCACAUGGAUUCGGCAUCUUCACACUUGUCAUUCCCUCUGAAUGACCAUAUCAGCAUGUCAUGGGUCAAUAGCAUGUCGCCGCCAUCGGCCGAUGAGCCGGUAUCCAGCAUACCAUUGAUGCAUGACACUACGGUACCAAGUCCGCUGCAAGUAACGGCCCCUUCCAAUUUAUUCCCACCGCUAACUUUGCCCUCAGACGACCUGGAUAUGAGUGGACCGGUGCCGCGCAUCACCAAACUCGUGCCUGUCGAAGGCCCUACCACAGGCGGAGUGGAAAUCACCAUCCUGGGCGCGAAUUUCCGCGAGGGACUUCAAUGUGUGUUUGGUGACAUGCCAAGCACAUCAACACGUGUGUGGUCGCCUACGACGCUUGUGUGUAUCCUGCCGCCCAGCUUCCGCCCAGGCCCAGUGAUUGUGCGAAUUCAAGAUUCAGCAACUUCGUCUUUAAUCGAGCUGCAGAGUGGACAUCCUAUUCAAAUCUUCACGUACAUCGACACGACAGACCGCGCCCUCAUGGAGCUGGCUCUCCAGGUCGUCGGAAUGCAAAUGACGGGGCAAGUGGCUUCAGCGCGCGACAUUGCCAUGCGAAUCGUCUCGACUUGCCAAGGCGGCUCGGAUGCGGCAGGCUCCGCUUCGACGGUCCCGACUCAGUCUUCAAAGACGCAACACCCUAUCGACCUACUGUCUUCGUGCUUGCGUCUCACGCCAGACUCGCGUAUCCCAAGUGUGCAAGACUCUUUGUUGGGCCUUUUGAAGCUGCUAGACGUUGAUCUCAAUGACCUACCGGAUCAGCAGCGACCUCCAUGCAAUCCCAUCCAUGCAUGUAAUAGAAAUGGCCACACCCUCUUGCAUCUCGCUGUGAUACACAACUUUCAUCGCCUUGUCCUGGAUUUGCUUCGCCGUGGAUGCCCCAUUCAUGCCCGUGAUGCAAAUGGCUACACGGCCCUGCAUUUUGCUGCUUUGCAUGGCUGGAUGGAAGUGACCAAGUUGCUUCUCCAGCAUGGCGCGGAUAUCUAUGAUGCAAACAACGAAGGCCUUAUCCCGAUCGAAGUGGCGCAUCGUUCAGAGAAAAUUGACGUUGAAUGCAUGUUGGCUGAUUCAGCCGGAGAGGAUCAUGAUCCAAGCUAUGCUGAUUACGGCGACGAGACGUCAGAUGAGGAUGACGACUCAGAGACAGAGGAGGAAUGGAUCACAUUUGCCGACGUGGCCCGCACAGCAGGUCCGGUCAAUCACAUUCACCAUACGGAAGAAUCUGAAGAGGACAAACGUGUCUUAGAUUCUGCACCAUCAUUCCAGCCCAAAUCACCUACAAGCACCCCGAAAGCGCCAUGGGACUCAGAGGUCAAGUCGCCUGGGCCGAUUCAUUCACCGCCGCCGACGUAUGACGAGGCUACAACGCAGCACGGGGAGCCUGGAUCGUCCAAGUACAUUGACGGCGAAAAGCUUAUCAGCUUUCCUUCUGCUUUGGAGAAUGCACAGACACAAAAUUCCUCGGUCAUGGAUGGAAACCUCGAACGCGAGCUCAAGCUCCUCCGAAGGGGCCGACGCAAUGCUCGCCUCGCGCGACAGCGUCGGUGGGACAGCAUGGAUGAGCCCAAGGACCAGCAAGGUGCAGGGGCGGAAACAGUCCUCCGCACUCGCCAGGGUGUUUAUGAUGAUCGUAUGCUGGUUUGGUUCUGGAUUCCGGCGAUGCUCUUGGCGAUCCUCGUCCCGAUUCUUGCUCAGACUGGCUGGUUUUCAUCGGCUGUAUCCACAUGGAUUCAUGGCAUCGUUCGUGACACAUGA